GCACGAAUGAUUCAUACUUGAUAAUUUUUUUCUGUUGUUGGAAAUUAAGCAUCUUUAGCAGAUUGUCCAAAACCUAUUGACACUUGCGAAAGAGGCAAAAUAUCAUUUUACUUAUACACAGGAUUAUUAAAACCGUACGAAGAAUUAAUUUUGAGUGAUCCUACCUCUAUUCAAAAAGCUGGUUUUCUCAAUGGAACAGACGUUAAAUUCAUAAUUCACGGAUAUACUGGUACCAAAGAUACACCAGACGUGUUAGUGAAACUACGUAAUGAAUACUUCAUAAAAGGCCCUACAAACAUAGUCGUAGUUGACUGGGGACCAUUGGCUAUUGAUGGGUGUUAUUUUGACACUGCUUUCGGAAGCGUACCGACAGUUGGAAGAUGCUGUGCGGAAAUGCUGACUGCUAUAUUGGCGAACAGACCCGAGAUAAAACUAGAAAAAAUCCACGUCAUAGGAUUCAGUAUGGGAGCACAAGUUUGUGCCAGAUUUGCCAACAGUUUCAAGCCGAAAAUUAUACCGAGAGUUGCAGGUUUAGAUCCCGCAUUCCCAAAAUUUUUCCCUCCUUUUUUAGACGGAGAUAAUAUACUGCAUAAAGAUCACGGUGCAUUUGUAGACGUAAUUCAUACAAAUAUUGGAAGAUAUGGAGUGUUGUAUUCUGACGCACAUUACGAUAUUUAUGCCAAUAAAGCGGUCAAUCAACCUGGUUGUAAUGAAGACACCUCGUGUAAUCAUCGUCGAGCUGUAGUAAUCUACACGGAAUCUAUCAAUGGGAAAACUAAAUUCAUUGCAAGGAAAUGCAAGCAUAAUAAACCAUUAAUAACGGUCGGUUAUUGCGACGGUGAUAAACCACAACGUUUAGAAGUAGGAGAGUAUUGUCCACCUCCCAAACACAAAGAUGAUGAAGGAACUUAUCAAUUUGAUACAAACGAUAAACCACCAUUUGCGAAGGGUCCCAUUUAAAUGAUUAUUGAUUACCUGUGUUUCAAAUUUAUGUAAAUUUUUAUGCACUUUCACUCAAGUAUAUUAAACACUGUACCUGCUAAAAAUGAAUGUGAUUUUUAUGUCGACAAAUUUUUUCUCGGUAACUUCAUCUCCCGGCCCCGAUGAUUGUUUGGAUGCUAAAACGAAAUAGUUUUUUAUAAAAGAAAACAUGGGUUGAAAGUAACAUUAUUUUCCUUUGGAAAAAAUACAACAAACGCUUCAAAAUAUGAGUACACAAUCCUUUGAAAACAGGGCCGAGAGUCUUAGGUGAGACAUUGAGACUCAAUCAGAAAACUAGAAUCACAUUCAUGUUUAGCAUCCAAGUGUUCAGACUGCGUUUUUUUCCCCCCUGGAAACAGCAUGUUGUGAAAAUUGAACAACUAACAUUUUCAGUUUCCCCAAAUUGAUUUUUCUGGAGAAUUUUAAAAGCCCAAAAAUUGUGAAUUUCUUAAAUUUUAUGCAUUUUUUUUUUUUUAAUUUACUUUUUUAGUAAAAAUAAUGAAAAUCACUUCUGAAGCAAUAGAAUCAACUUCUCCAAACCGAAUUCCAUCAUUUUCAGUCAA
Planococcus citri (citrus mealybug) is the source of this 1544-nucleotide messenger RNA. Its product is annotated as lipase member H-A-like. The transcript is spliced from 6 exons. The coding region runs from base 394 to 960 and encodes 188 amino acids. Gene Ontology annotation, molecular function: lipase activity. Lineage: Eukaryota; Metazoa; Arthropoda; Insecta; Hemiptera; Pseudococcidae. The record is from RefSeq and is a predicted model, not a curated record. Gene Ontology annotation, biological process: lipid catabolic process.